CUGUACGCGGCCAACAAGAACAGCGUGGCCUCCAUCCACAAACUGCUGAGUUGUCCGUCCACUAAUGUCUUCGAGAGAGGGGCUCUCGGCGAAACGGCGCUGCACGUCGCCGUCAUGGCCGACAACCUGGAGGCCGCCGUGGCUCUGAUGGACGCAGCUCCCGAACUCAUCAACGAGCCGAUGACCGCCGAGAUCUUCCAAGGUGUCACUCCUCUCCACAUCGCCGUGGUGACGCAGAACAUCAGCCUGGUUCGUCAUUUGAUUGAUCGCGGUGCUGACGUGGCUACACCGCGAGUCACCGGUCUGUUCUUCAGGAAGAGUUUACGAGGACUCAUAUACUACGGUGAGCACAUCCUGUCUUUUGCUGCGUGUGUUGGGAACAAGGACAUUAUCUCCAUGUUGAUCGACGCAGGAGCCAGCACCAGGGUCCAGGAUGAGCGUGGUAACACAGUGCUUCACAUUUUGGUCCUGCAGCCCAACAGGACGAUUGCAUGUCAGGCUCUUGACCUGAUUAUGGCACGCGAUGCCGAGCUGGACCAGCCGGUGCCAAUCGAUAUGAUGCCCAACAACCGAGGCCUUACAACUUUUAAACUAGCUGCCAAAAAGGGAAACACUGUGGUGUUUCAGCACCUGGUCAAUAAAAGGCGUGUGGUCCAGUGGAAUAUGGGCCCCCUGACCUCCAUGCUGUACGACCUGACGGAGAUAGACUCAUGGGCCGACAGCAUGUCAGUGCUGGAGCUCAUCGUGGUCUCUCCCCUGAGAGAGCCAAGAAGGAUACUGGAGCUGACUCCUGUGAGGCAGCUGGUCAACCUGAAGUGGAACCUGUAUGGAAAACAUUACUUCAGGGUCCUGCUGUUUGUCUACCUCCUGUACAUGUUGAUCUUCACAAUGUGUUGUGUAUUUCGCCCUAUUAUGGACAUUCCAGUGAGCAACAAUACCCAAGACAAAACCGUCAUGAUCCAGAAACCACUUAAUGAGAGUUACGUGACACAUGCGGACCACUUGCGGCUGGUGGGGGAGAUAAUCAGCGUCCUGGGAGCUGUUGUCAUCCUGUUGCUGGAGAUCCCUGACAUGCUGAGAGUGGGGGCAAAGCACUAUUUUGGCCAGACAGCACUGGGAGGCCCCUUCCACGUUAUCUUCAUCAGCUACGCAUGCCUGGUGGUAAUACUCUGUGUGUUCAGAGUCUGCUCGGUGCAGGCGGAGAAGGAGGUGAUGGCGCUGUGUUUAGUUCUCUGCUGGACCAACGUCCUGUACUUCGCUCGAGGUUUCGAAAUGCUCGGCCCCUAUGUCAUCAUGAUACAGAAGGUUAUGUUUGGAGACCUGUUGAAGUUCAUGUUUCUAAUGUUCAUUGUGGACAUUGGGUUUCGGAAACUCUCUGUGGAUGGUGUAUAUGACCCAGGCGUUUGGCACCCUUAAUGAAUAUAGCCACUACUUCAGCACCCUCUGGGCCGAGUGGGAGAUCAACUUGACCCUCGUAAACAUGCCGGAGAACCCUACCUACAUCACCCCCUUCAUCGUCUACGUGGUGCAGGUCUCCUAUACUAUCUUCGCCUACAUGUGUCUGUUGACUCUAAUGAAAGCCAUGCUGGUUGCAGCG
Molecule: messenger RNA, 1597 nt
Organism: Perca fluviatilis (European perch)
Lineage: Eukaryota; Metazoa; Chordata; Actinopteri; Perciformes; Percidae
Product: transient receptor potential cation channel subfamily V member 5-like
Exons: 13
Coding region: 115-1416 (433 amino acids)
Biological process (GO): calcium ion import across plasma membrane
Cellular component (GO): membrane
Molecular function (GO): calcium channel activity; protein binding
Source: RefSeq, a predicted model, not a curated record